AUGGCGAGUUGCUUCUUAGCAAGCGACCAAGCGACAAGGAGGCUGAGAGCUACAGCAGCGGCAGCAGCGGCGGCAGCGGCAGCUCUAGCAGCGGUGGCGACCACCCCGCUUCUUUCUUCGGGAACCCCGACCGCACUCAUUGGGACCAGGUCGUCUUGUCCGGGAGCCAUGUGGCUCUCCACGGCCACUGGCUCCCGGUCAGAUUCCGAGUCCGAAGAGGAGGACCUCCCCGUCGGGGACGAAGUCUGCAAACGCGGCUACCUGCGGAAGCAGAAGCAUGGGCACAGGCGCUACUUCGUGGUCAAACUCGAGACCGCUGACGCCCCAGCUCGGCUGGAAUACUACGAAAAUGCCAGGAAGUUCCGGCACAGUGUCCGCGCCGCGGCGGCUGCAGCAGCGGGAGAGCCGGCGGCGCUGGCGGCCCCAGCGGCGGCGGAGCCACCCUUCUACAAAGAUGUGUGGCAGGUAACAGUCAAACCCAGGGGGCUGGGGCACAGAAAAGAGCUGAGCGGCGUGUUCCGGCUGUGUCUUACCGACGAGGAGGUCGUGUUUGUGAGGCUGAACACCGAAGUGGCCAGCGUGGUUGUUCAGCUCCUGAGCAUCCGUCGCUGCGGCCACUCGGAGCAGUAUUUCUUCUUGGAAGUUGGCAGGUCCACCGUCAUCGGUCCGGGGGAACUCUGGAUGCAGGUCGAUGACCGUGUGGUGGCCCAAAACAUGCACGAGCUGUUUUUGGAGAAGAUGAAAGCUUUGUGUGCAGAUGAAUACAGAGCCCGCUGCCGCAGCUACAGCAUCAGCAUCGGAGCCCACCUGUUAACCCUGCUGUCCACUAGGAGGCACCUGGGCUUGCUGCCGAUCGAACCCGGCGGCUGGCUCAGAAGGUCCCGCUUUGGGCAACUAUGCCACCUCGGGGCCAUCGGUGACGGGGAAGAUGAGAUGCUCUUCACCAGGCGCUUUAUGACACCCAGCGAGCCUGCGGCCCCCUCCAGGCGUGGAAGACUCCCCCUGCCCAGAGCGCGCAGGUCCAAGAGAGCGAUUUCAGUGCCAGCCAGCUUUUUUCGCCGCUUAACACUCAGCCCGGUACGUACCCCGCACCCUGCAGAAGCCCCCAGCGACGGAGCUUGCAUGUCUUCUGAAGCAUCUGGCUCCGGCUCUGGCAAUUCUGGGGAGGAAGGCAAUCCUCGGGACAAAGAGGGUCAGGAAGGAAGCAGAGGUGACUACAUGCCCAUGAACAAUUGGGGCUCGGGAAAUGGCCGAGGCUCAGGAGGUGGCCAGGGCUCCAGUAGCCAAGGUUCCAGUAGCCAGAGCUCAGGAGGAAACCAGUGUUCAGGCACGGGGCAGGGAUCCGGAGGCCAUGGCGCAGGAGGAAAUCGGUGCUCAGGAGAUGGCCAGGGCACCACAGGUGGCCACGGCUCAGGCAGUGGCCAGGGAGCCGGAGGUGGACAUGGCUCAGGUGAUGGCCAGGAACCAGGGGAUGGCCAUGGCUCUGGCGGUGGCAAGAACUCUGGAGGGGGUAAGGGCUCAGGAGGUGGGAAAGGCUCCGAUGAUGAUGGUGAACGUGGAAAAUCUGUGAAGAAAAGAUCCUACUUUGGCAAAUUAACUCAAAGUAAGCAACAGCAAACGCCACCAUCUCCACCACCCCCACCACCCCCACCACCCCCAACUCCAUCCCCAACAGCUGGAGCAACUGGUGGAAAAGGGAAGUCUGGAGGAAGGUUCCGACUUUAUUUCUGUGCUGACAGAGGAGCCACAAAGGAACACAAAGAAGCCAAAGAAGUGAAAGAUGCAGAGACCCCAGAAGGUGCAGCUUGGGGUCCCCAUAGAGCCAGAGCUUUUGACGAAGAUGAGGAUGACCCAUAUGUGCCAAUGAGGCCAGGAGUAGCUGCCCCUCUCGCAUGCUCCAGUGAUUAUAUGCCAAUGGCUCCGCAAAAUGUUUUUGAUUCAAAAAAGCGCCACUCUCAGUCACCUUUUGAAGAUUCAAGAGGGUACAUGAUGAUGUUUCCUAGAGUGAAUCCACCACCUGCCCCAAGUCCUCCAAAAUCACCCGAUGCUAACAAAGAGGAUGACUCAAAGGACAACGACAGUGAGAGUGACUACAUGUUUAUGGCUCCUGGAGCCGGUGCAAUUCCAAAAAACUCUAGAAAUCUUCAGGGCGGCUCUUCCUCCAAAAGUUGGAGCUCCUACUUCACUCUGCCAAAUCCUUUUCAGAGCUCACCCUUGGGACAGAGUGACCGCAGUGACCGAUGCUCUGAACCACCACCUGUAGCUAGGCUGCUGCAGGAAGAAGAGCAAGAGAGAAGACGCCCACAUAGCCGUUCGCAAAGUUUCUUUACAUCUGCCAGAGCCGCUGUCUCCGCUUUUCCAACUGAUAGCCUCGAGAGGGACCUUGCCGCCGCCUCAGCCUCCGCUGCAGCUUCGGCAGCAGCUCCAGCCUUAGCCGUGGGCCGGGCUUUAGCGGCGGCCUCGGCGCUCGCCGCGGCGCCGGGCAUCGGCGUAGCCGCCGCGGGCUUCGAGGCCGCAGCUGGAUUUGACUCCGCCUCCGCCCGCUGGUUUCAACCUGUUGCUAAUGCUGAUGAUGCCCAAACCCCAAGGGGAGCCCGAUACAUCGCCCGUGGCUCGAACCCUGGAGCCCAAAACCUAUCUGCAGACCUCGCCUCCGGAGGUGACAACUGGGCGGGUGGGGCUGCCGCUGCAGCUGUGCCUCCCACACCACCACCUCGCCCUCGCCGGGUGCUAAGACCCCCGGUGAGAGAAGAUUCUGACGACGACGACGACGACAUUUACGUGACAAUGGACUUUGCCAGACUUGACAACAAGAAGUUCGACUCUCCCAAAAGAGGUUGGUAA
Messenger RNA from Galeopterus variegatus (Sunda flying lemur), 2844 nucleotides. It is a transcript of the gene IRS4, whose product is annotated as insulin receptor substrate 4. Gene Ontology annotation, biological process: insulin receptor signaling pathway. The coding region runs from base 1 to 2844 and encodes 947 amino acids. Gene Ontology annotation, cellular component: plasma membrane; cytosol. The record is from RefSeq and is a predicted model, not a curated record. Lineage: Eukaryota; Metazoa; Chordata; Mammalia; Dermoptera; Cynocephalidae. The transcript has 4 exons. Gene Ontology annotation, molecular function: phosphatidylinositol 3-kinase binding; insulin receptor binding.